This is a messenger RNA of Effrenium voratum, 2033 nucleotides long. Lineage: Eukaryota; Dinophyceae; Suessiales; Symbiodiniaceae. The record is from the annotation of a GenBank genome assembly.
CACCCCAAACGCAACCUCUAAGAGAAGCAGGCCUGGUUGAUUUUAGCUUCUGUAAAGUUUUCGCACUUGCGCUGCCGGCAUGUUCAAUGGCGCUUCCGACAUUGUUUCUGCCAACCGAGCCUUUACGGCCCGCCCUGGAAGCGUUCGCAGAUCGGGUAUGCCGGACAGGUGCAGCGCGCGCUCCGGCACUCUCUGCGCAGCAGCAGCGCUGGGCGAGUGAUGACGGGUGUUUUCCGUGGCUGCCGCAAAUGCGGGGCAUUCUGCGCGACUGGGGCCAUGAAGGCUUCCGGGGUUUGCAGCUGCCGGUGAUCAACGCGCUGAUGUCGGGCAAGGACGUCUUCGCCGUGAUGCCCACGGGAGCGGGGAAGAGUUUGUGCUACCAGCUGCCGGCCAUGGUUUUGCAGGGCACUACCGUGGUGGUGUCACCCCUUCUGAGCCUCAUGGAGGAUCAGGUGUGCUCCCUGCAGGAGAGGCAUGUGCAGGCGGCGCGGCUGGGCAGCGAUGCCACGCCAGAACGGAGCAACUCCAGGGUCCUGCAGGACCUGGCGCAGGAUGCUCUCAAGCUGCUCUACGUUUCUCCAGAAAGGGUCGUCGAAGACAAAGGCCCCAAGUCCAAAGGCAGCAGUUUGGGCCGAGUGCUGCGGGAGUUGCACCACCGCAAAAAGCUGUCGCUCUUGGUGGUGGAUGAGGCCCACUGCAUCUCCCAGUGGGGUAUGGACUUCCGGAAGGUCUAUCGAAAGCUGGCGUGCUUGCGCCAGACUUAUCCGGGGGUGCGGAUCCUGGCGACCACCGCCAGCGCCACGAAGAAGGUGGAAGAGGAUGUGCUGAAGAGCCUCAAUCUUCGGGAUGCCAUCAGCUUUCAUGACACAUUCGACCGCCCCAACCUUUUCAUGGAAGUCCGCACCAAGAUCUCAGAGGAGAAGUCGCUGCAGGAGCUGGUGGACUUGGUCCUGGCUGCUUCCCGCCCGGCCUGCGUGGUCUAUGUGACGACGCGCCAGGAGGUGGAGCGUGUGUGCCUGGAGCUCUGCGACCGUGGCCUACCCUCUUGCCCGUACCAUGCGGGCAUGAACGCCGGCGCGCGGCGCCAAUCCUUUCAGAAAUGGAAGGAUGGCGAAAGCUGUGUCAUGGUGGCGACUGUGGCCUUCGGGAUGGGGAUCGACAAGCGCGACGUUCGAUUUGUCUUUCACCUGGACAUGCCAAGCUCCAUGGAAAAGUACCACCAAGAAAUUGGCCGUGCCGGUCGCGACGGCUUGCCGUGUCGAUGCAUCUUAUGGUACUCGCACAAGCAGGUGGCGCGCCUGAAGAACAUGGCCCAAAGAAACUUCGACCGGAACCAGUGCGACGCUGCCAGCAGCUUCUUCGCGGAGAAGUUUGCGUGUCGUCGCCAAGCGCUGCUGCGACACUUCGGGCAGACCGCGGGGCAGUGCGGCGCUUGCGAUGUUUGCUGCAUGCGGCUCUCCUCCGAGACCCGGCCGGUGCCACGCGAUGUCACCAAGGAAGCAGUGAAGGCGUUGGAUCUGGCAAAGGUCCUGAUGCCCCAUGGCGUCACCUCGGCGAAGCUGCGAGACGCCUUGCGGGGGAAGCGCGUGGAGGGCCACAACUUGACGGCUCCGGCGGCAGAGAAGGGCGGGGCUUUGAAGGACUGGAGCCAAGAGCAAGUGGAGCAGCUGAUCCAGCUCAUGCGCAAGAAGAAUGUGCUGCAGGAGUACCAGCACAACAAGGGCAAGGGCAAAGGGCGGAUGAAGUUCAAGAUCCUGCGGCUUCGGGAGGGUCCAAAGGCAGGCGCUCUCUGCACGGGAAAGCUGCAGUUUUCUAUGGACCUUGGCGACGAAGCCAGCGAGGACCUGCGGACGCCGCCCCCAGAUCGGAAGCGGUCAGAGGAGCAACGCAGCCCGGCUGUCAAGCGUCUCAAGGCGCGGCCGUUCCCAUCAAGCUUUACGUUGGAGGAGAAAGCCUCGCCUGCAGAGAGCCUAGAGGCUCUUUGCCGCUGGCCGAUGUUGGUGUUUUUUGCUUGAUGUUUGGUUUGUUCUGGG